This is a messenger RNA of Vicia villosa (hairy vetch), 1590 nucleotides long. RefSeq lists its product as uncharacterized. The transcript has 2 exons. The record is from RefSeq and is a predicted model, not a curated record. NCBI's taxonomy places the organism in Eukaryota, Viridiplantae, Streptophyta, Magnoliopsida, Fabales, Fabaceae. The coding region runs from base 1 to 1590 and encodes 529 amino acids.
AUGAUAGUUGAUCGUAUGGCACUCAAUGAUCUCCAAACUCAACAUGAUAGGAGUCCAUCACAAAGAAAGCCGGGUGUUUUUGAAUUAAACACCAAUGAUGCCAUCCUUGCUCAAAACAAGAUUCUCUCUCAACAAGUUGAGUUACUCACCAAGCAAAUGUCGAAGCUUCCACAACAAAUGAAGGAAAUUCAUGGGAUGCAAAUGACAUCUCACGUAGCAAGUUGUGAACUUUGUCAAGGUGACCAUCCUACCGGGUUUUGCCCUCCUCCCGAUGGUGAAGAAGUGAAUUAUGUCAACAAUCAAAACCAAGGCUAUCAAUGGCAACCUCCACCUCACAACAAUCCUUACCAAAGAAACAACCAAGGAUUCCAACCUUCACGAUUCAUCAAUCAACACUAUCAACAUCAAAGUCCUUAUCAAAGUUCAAACCCACAAGGCCAAGGUCAACAAUCUCAAGGUGGAAGCUCAAAGUUGGAAGACACUCUUACACAAUUCAUGCAAGCAUCCAUGGCUAAUCAAAGGAGUAAUGAAGCGGCCAUAAAGAAUUUAGAAAAUCAAGUGGGUCAACUUGCAAAGCAAUUGUCCGAGCAACAACCAGGAGCAUCCUUUUCCGCCAACACCCAAACCAAUCCAAAGGAGCAUUGCAAAGCCAUUGUUACAAGAAGUGGGAAGGAGGUGAAUAGUGGCGUAAAUAAAGAGGUUAUAGUGGAAGAUGAGGAGGAAAUAAUAGUUGAAGAUGAAGAGGAGGAAGUGACAGUUGAAAAUGAGGGAGAAAAGAGUGAGGAGAAGAUAGAGGAAGAAUUAGUUGAAAAAGAGCAGAAAGAAAAAGAAGAAAGAGAGAAAAAUGACAAAAAAGUGAAGAGGAAUAAAAAGAGAAAUGAGAAUGUGAGCACAAUUCCUCUCCAACAUCUACCUUACCCGCAUGUGCAAUCAAGGAAGGAAGACGCAAGCAUCAAUUUAAUACCUUUAUCCGUUGUCAAGAGAUUGGGGAACAUUGAGAUGAAACACACCAGGAUAACUUUGCAACUAGCCGAUAAGUCCAUCAUUUCACCAUAUGGAGUUGUACAAGACAUGCUGGUAAAAGUGGACAAAUUUUUGUUCCCGGUUGAUUUUGUGGUAGUCGACAUGGAGGAGGAUCGUGAUGUGCCAUUAAUACUUGGAAGACCAUUCAUGAAGACCACCCGAAUGAUGAUUGAUAUCGAUGAUGGGAUUAUGAAAGUAAGGGUGCAAGAUAAAGAAGUAAUUUUUACUCUUUUUGAGUCUAUGAAGCCUCCUAAGGAUGAACAUGACAACUUCCGAAUCGAUGAUAAAAAAGGAGAAAUCAUUGAGGUGGAGAAUCAAUUUCACAAGGAUAAGGACAAGGCAAAUCAUGAGGGAAAGACUCAUCACAAAAACUUUAAAGUUGGACAAAUGGUGCUUGUGUGCAAUUCAAGACUCAAGGUGUUUCCUAGCAAGUUAAAGUCAAAGUGGUCAGGGCGAUUUGUUGUGAAAGAGGUGCGAAAUUAUGGAUCCAUUGUGGUGGAGGACCCUAAAACACAAGAAAGCUGGACUGUAAAGGAACGAAGACUCAAAGUCUACCACGAUGGAUAA